GGUUCAGGAAAAAAAUGACCUAAAAACGUGUCUAUAAAUGUAAUAGCAACACAACGCCAAAUUGCAUAUUUGGUUAAGCUACUCCAACCCUGCUCCGGGCUGACAGAAACUCAGUUGUGUGGGGUCAAUGAAGCCAGUUAUGGCUCUCAGGAAAAGACAGGAAACCAGAGCAAUUGUCUCAGAUUUCAACCCUUCAGUGUCCAGCACUGUGACGGAAGGAAGUGAAAAGCUCUCUAGAAAUGGAGAAGAUCCAAAUCCAGAGGAGCCUGAGCCCAGCAAGCAGGAUGGCCAACCACCCUCACACACUCCAGCAAGAUUCUGUCUUAGUGAUGGCUCUGGGGAUGAAUCCAUCUGUGGAGAACGCCCUCCUGAGCCUGACAGAAUGGAGGAGGACUCACUGUCCGGGUAUGACAAUGGAGGAUUUGGGGAGGAGGAAGAAGAGGAAGAGCAUGAUUAUGAGGAAGAUGAGGAGCUGCAAACCGAAGCAGACAGAAUGACCUACUAUGUCACUUGUUGUCCUGAGGAUGAGAGUUACAUGGAAGGAAUGGACUGCCAUGAAGGAGCGGACAGUGUUGAGUGUCCCAACAUAUCCCGGGACAUCAGAGAGAGCUGUAAAGCAGAAGAGGCCUGGGGGCACUCGGAAGGAUUUUACAAAGUAGUGCAGCAAGAGAAGACAACGUUGGUCUACGAAAGACCAGCGCCUAUCACGGAGAUAACCUUUGUACAAGCCCCCAUAGCUGAGGAUGAAGAGGAUGAAGAGGAGACAGAGGAAGAGGUUGAAGAAGUGGACAGUGAAGACGAUGGGUAUUUCCCCUAUGAAGGGAAAAAAACAGAGGAGAACAAUAAUAAGAUCCAACAUGAAGAUGAUUAUGACUUUCUAAAAGACAGCAGAAGAUUUUUCCAAGUUCAAUCCAGUCAUGCUAAGUUUAGUCAAGGAAAUGAUGCAAUAAGUGACUACAGAAGGAACCAUGAAUUCCCCAAAAACCAAUGGGACGUUACUCCAGGGUCAAGUUGUAGUCUUAGGGAUGGAUUGGAAAGGGCUAGGGAAGAGUAUACUAAAGAUUUUCCAAAAGAUUGUGAUGCUCUAGUGGCCAGAGGAGGUACAGGAGAUCUUAGACAAAGCACCAUGUGUGGAGGACAUACAGUUGAGAGGGUACACAACAGAGACACUGCUUACCAGGAGGGUAGAGGUGUCACUGAAAAAAUGAAAUGUGCAGAUCCAGAGGACAGAGGAGCUUGGAAAAAACAGUAUUCUUUGAAAAACUCUAGAGGGGACAACAAGGAUACAGAUGUGGAACUUUUAUACAAGCAAAGUAAAAGUCCUGGAGACAGCAAAAUCAAAGGACAUGAGCGUUCAUUUUGUAGUCACAAACCGAAGGGUGAAAGAGAGAGGCAAAGCUGCGGGGAUGUUGAUGAAGAUAAAACUGAGAACCAAGUUAAGGCCAAACUGAAAGUUAUACCACAAAACACAGGAAGGGACAAAGGUGCACCUCAACAGACAAAUAAUGGGAGGGGUGCUCCUGACAGUCCUAGGGCCUCUGCAACAUCAUUAUGCAGGAGAAACAGCCAACCCAGAGCCCAUGUUAACACACCUAUACAGUCCCCAGACAAAAAGCUCCAUAAAGACUCCAUAAAGGAAAAGAAGACGAGGCCUAGUCAAGAACAGGUAACUUUGCAUAAACAAAGGAGCUUACAUUUGUGUUUGGAUCCAAACAUUCUAAAAUCUAGAAAUCCAACCCAGAGAAAUCUAUCUUUCCCAAGCUUUGUGGAUAUCCCUGGUCCAUGUGAGCCAGAGGAUCUCAUCAAUGGAAUCAUCUUUGCUGCAAACUACCUCGGGUCGACCCAGCUGCACUCUGACAGAAACCCAUCUAAAAGUGUACGCAUGAAACAAGCGCAGGAAGCUGUGGACUGUGUGAAGUCUGAAGAGGGGGAAGCUCAGAGCUUGACAGAGGUCGACCUGUACAUCUCAACAAAGGCGAUCAAGGUGCUCAAUGCUGACACACAGGAGACGAUGAUGGACAACGCUCUCCGCACUAUCUCAUAUGUCGCAGACAUCGGCAGUGUGGUGGUUCUGAUGGCUCGCAGGCAUCUGCCUAACACUUCCUCACUUGACUGCACAGAUUCAGGCCUCAAUGCAGAGAGUCUCAAGCAGUAUCGCAUGAUGUGCUACGUGUUUGAGUCAGAGGAUGCCCAGUUCAUCGUUCAGUCCAUCGGUCAGGCAUUCAGCAUGGCCUACCAAGAGUUCCUGCGAGCCAAUGGGAUCAACCCCAAAGACCUAAGCCAGAAAGAAUACAGUGACAUCCUGAACACACAGGAGAUGUAUAAUGAUGACCUCAUCCAUUUCUCUAAUUCGGAAAACUGUAAAGAGGUUCAGCUAGAGAAGCAGAAGGGAGAGAUACUUGGUGUGGUGCUCGUGAAGUCGGGCUGGGGCUCCAUUUUGCCCACCUUCAUCUUGGCAUGUAUGCUGAACAACGGCCCAGCCGCACGCUCGGGCAAACUCAAUGUGGGCGAUCAGAUCAUGGCUGUCAAUGACACCAGCCUGGUGGGCCUGCCCCUUGCCACCUGUCAGGGCAUCAUCAAGGGUUUAAAAAAUCACAUGCAGGUAAAACUGAGUGUGGUGACUUGCCCACCUGUUACAACUGUCCUUAUUAAGAGACCAGACCUGCAGUACCAGCUUGGCUUCAGUGUUCAGAACGGCAUAAUCUGUAGUCUGAUGCGAGGUGGGAUUGCAGAGAGGGGAGGGGUGCGUGUCGGCCACAGAAUAAUUGAGAUAAACAGACAGAGUGUGGUCGCUAUGGCGCAUGCGAAAAUCAUCCAUGCCCUGUCAGUAUCUGUAGGAGAGAUUAAUAUGAAAACUAUGCCAGCCAUCAUGUUCAGAUUGUUAACUGGCCAAGAGACUCCAGUGUACAUCUGAGAAAUCAUAAAAAUGGGAACUUCUGCUGUUUGAUAUAAAAAACAUGUAUUGCUCCUUCUAAAAAG
Molecule: messenger RNA, 2979 nt
Organism: Xyrauchen texanus (razorback sucker)
Lineage: Eukaryota; Metazoa; Chordata; Actinopteri; Cypriniformes; Catostomidae
Product: amyloid-beta A4 precursor protein-binding family A member 2-like
Exons: 11
Coding region: 128-2914 (928 amino acids)
Biological process (GO): chemical synaptic transmission
Cellular component (GO): dendritic spine; plasma membrane; cytoplasm
Molecular function (GO): protein binding; amyloid-beta binding
Source: RefSeq, a predicted model, not a curated record